UGGAAGCGUCAUUGCUGUUCAAAUGUAUUAUUUAAUGUUUUGCAUGAACAUGUCUCUAAAUGAGAACUGAUCACCCUGGAAAGUAACCUUCUUUCUUCUAUUUAUUUGUUAAAUACGCCCAGCAGGAAUUCCAGUCCCAGUGUAUUUUGGAGUGGCCAUAGUUACCACCUGCCUGAAAUGGAGAAACAAAAGAUGUGGGGGAAGAGGAGCGUGCAGAAUGUAUGACUCCAGUGCACUCAGGCUGUAAUCUAGUUCUUCUCACCAAAACAUUCUACCUACCAUUCUACCAUUCAAAUUAGCACAAGCUGACAGAGGAAGGACUAAUGCUACCCACUAUUUGCCACACUGGCCAUUCAGUAAAGAAAUCAAUCAUGACAGUGGAAACUGAAUCCAGCAAUGUCCAUGACCCACAUCCAGAAACAGAACCUGAUCAGCUCUUGGAUGACAAAGCAAGCAAAAAUCUACCAGACAAAAAGAAGACUUCCUGUUGCACUGGUUUGAAGGCAUUUCUUGCUGCUUUGUCAUUCAGCUACUUGAGUAAGACAUUGUCUGGUACAAUUAUGAAGAGCUCCAUCACUCAGAUUGAACGGAGGUUUGACUUGACAUCCUCUACUGUUGGUUUCAUUGAUGGGAGCUUUGAGAUGGGUAACUUGCUGGUGAUUGCCUUGGUAAGCUACUUUGGAGCACAACUUCACAGACCCAAAGUAAUAGCUAUUGGAUGCUUUACUAUGGCUCUGGGAAGUCUUUUAACAGCAAUGCCUCAUUUCUUCAUGGGAUAUUAUAACUAUGAAGCAAUAAAACCAGGUCUUUCAGCCAGCCUACCUUCAAGCACAACCCCCUGCUCCCUACAUCAAGAUGUAAAUGAAACCUUGUUGGAAUCAUCCCUGUCAGGCUGUGGGAAGGAGCCAUCAUCAUAUAUGUGGAUAUAUAUCUUGCUGGGAAACAUGUUACGUGGAAUUGGUGAGACACCAAUAACACCACUGGGAAUCUCUUAUCUUGAUGAUUUUGCUAGAGAAGAGGAUGUGCCUGUGUAUGUAGCAUGUUUGCACACAAUAGCCAUGUUGGGCCCAAUGUUUGGUUUCCUGUUGGGAUCUUUAUGUGCAAGACUGUACGUGGAUAUUGGAUUUGUGGAUUUAGGAAGCAUACUACUCACCCCGCAGGUAUCCCGCUGGGUGGGUGCAUGGGGGCUUGGCUUUUUAAUAGCUGGAGUAACCAGUUUCCUAGCUGGCUCUUCAUUUUGCUUCCUGCCAAAGAGUCUGAAAAAGCCAGAGGAAGUCAAUAAUGACAAAACUGUGCACGGCCUCUUGGAAAGCACAAGGAAGACACUUCCUUCUGAAAAACUUAAGUCAAGGAAGUGGUCAGUAAUGCUGAAAGAUUUCUAUACCUCCCUGAAAAAAGUAAUGAGUAAUCGAAUAUACAUUACAUUUUUGUGUUGCUCACUGUUACAGUUCAAUAGCUUUAUUGGUUUCUUGACUUACAAACCAAAGUACAUGGAACAGCAGUAUGGCCAGUCUGCUUCGAAAUCUAACUUUCUAAUAGGACUGACAUCCUUACCUCCUGUAAGCAUUGGCAUUUUCCUAGGAGGGCUCAUAAUGAAAAAGUACAAAAUGAACAUCCAUGGAGCAACCAAAUUUGCAUUUUCUAUGUCAUUUGUGGCCUAUGUCAUUAGUCUCUUGCACUUUUUCGUUGGUUGUGAGAACCACAUGGUAGCAGGAAUGACAGUGUCCUAUGAAGGCAAACCCAUUUCAUACCAUGAGAACAACGUAUUUCCUGAGUGCAACUCUGACUGCAAAUGUGCCCCUAAUGUGUGGGAUCCUGUGUGUGGAGACAAUGGAGUCACCUACAUUUCAGCCUGUCUAGCUGGGUGCAUGGCAUCGGUGGGACACGGAAAGAACACAGUCUUCCAUAACUGCCGCUGUCUUGAGGUCAGCAGUUCAUGGACAGGAAAUAACUCUGCCACAUUGGGUCUGUGUCCAAAAAGUGAAGAUUGUUCAAUGAAGUUUAUUUAUUAUACAGUCAUACAAAUAAUAAGCGGCUUUUUUUACGCCUUGGGAGGCACUCCAUCAUACAUGAUUAUGUUUAGAUGUGUUCAACCAGAGCUGAAAUCUCUUGCAGUUGGUCUAUACACCCUGAUUAUGAGAGUGCUAGCUGGGAUUCCAGCACCAGUUUACUUUGGUGCACUGAUAGACAUGACAUGUUUGAAAUGGGGAAGUACAAAGUGUGGGAAGCAAGGGGCUUGCAGGCUGUACAACUCCAAUGCAUUCAGGUAUGUCUAUCUUGGUUUGCCAGCAGUGUUAAGAGGUCCUACCUACUUGAUUGCAAUUGUUUUUUAUAUGAUGAUAAAGAAAAACUAUCAAAAUAAGAAUUCGAGGCCUGUGGAGGAUGGAGGAAGAGAAGAUGCUUCUCUGAAUAAAGAAGAUAACUGCAAAAUCAAAGAAUGUGUGCCAGGGUCCUCUGAGGCAGAGAAUGAAUCAAGUAUUUAGAAAGGCAUUCAGACCAGUGUCACAUGAAUCAGGACAAUGUCUUUUAGAAACAACUUUCACAAUGUUUUGAAUAACUAAAUAAUAGCACUGCUCAGAAAUAAAACCAAAAGCAAGCCUGUGACCCACAGUGACGAGAACUAGCAUACAAGUAUGAAAGUGCCUUAUAUGUACCUGGCUAUCAGCAGCAAAAAGAACAAGUUAGAUGAACUGAAGCAAAUACUUAGUAGGUAAAGGAAAGCCUUCCUUUCUGUCACAGCCAGUCUACAAUUUCUAAAGAAGUCAAAAGAUGCUGACAGAACAGCCACUUACCAAAGGCCCAUAAAAUGUGAUGCUGUUCUAUAUACAGAUCCACAUGGUAAACAGCCUUCUGUCUUAUCUAAAAGAAUCAUUGCAACAGUUUCUCAUCACAUGAUCCAUAGCAGCAGUAUUUUUCCAAGAAGCAUUUUAUCUUAGCUCAGCUGAAAACUUCCCCUACUUAAAAUUAGAAAUACCUUGCCAUAAAGCAAACAACUGGUUGGUUGGGUUUUUCUUUUGUUUUGCGGUUUUCUUUUUGUUGUUUUUAAAAGUAUACAUAAUCUCGGCGUUACGGCAUUUUAUUUAAAAAUAAGGCUUUGUGGGUUUUUGUUUGGUUUGGGCUUUUUUGGGUAGUUAAGUGACUAUGCAACGUAAGCAGUAUGCUAAAUUUUGGUUCACAGCUUUCUCGCUAUACCAUGUAUUGUCCAGCAGAGGGCACUCAAACAAUAGCAUUACUGCUAUGACUACAGCAAACCCCCCGUACUUGUGUUCAGUCUUCACUAUUCUGCGAGAAGUCCAUCGGGCAGGCAAAACAUUCAUCUCUGUUUUCACGCACCUUAAAAAAGUUCUCAUUUCAGGCCUUUAGCUGAUAUAUUCAAAGCUGCUUUUGUAUAUUUGUUUGUUGGUUUGUAUUAAUAGUACUUGCAUCAUUCAGAGCUUGACAAUUGUUACCACUUUAAAUAAAAAGAUGUACCUACACACCA
Pogoniulus pusillus (Red-fronted tinkerbird) is the source of this 3481-nucleotide messenger RNA. Its product is annotated as solute carrier organic anion transporter family member 1C1-like. The record is from RefSeq and is a predicted model, not a curated record. Gene Ontology annotation, cellular component: plasma membrane. Gene Ontology annotation, molecular function: bile acid transmembrane transporter activity; protein binding. Gene Ontology annotation, biological process: transmembrane transport; sodium-independent organic anion transport; bile acid and bile salt transport. NCBI's taxonomy places the organism in Eukaryota, Metazoa, Chordata, Aves, Piciformes, Lybiidae.